Messenger RNA from Myodes glareolus (Bank vole), 2217 nucleotides. The record is from RefSeq and is a predicted model, not a curated record. NCBI's taxonomy places the organism in Eukaryota, Metazoa, Chordata, Mammalia, Rodentia, Cricetidae.
CUGGAGAUGCCACUUUCUCACUUGGUUUAAUGAUCAAUUAAUUCUGCUCAGAAAGCCCUUCGUGACCUUGCUUCUCCUCAGUCCCUGAGCUCAGAGUGGUAUUUGCUGCAGGAUGGCAGCUGACAACGCCACCGGAGACCUCCAUGCUCCAGGGACCCUACUGAGUGUCACGGACAUCAUUGUGAUUGCUGUUUAUUUUGCCUUGAAUUUGGCCGUGGGCAUAUGGUCUGCAUGUCGAGCCGGCAGGAACACAGUGAGUGGCUACUUCCUGGCAGGCCGGGACAUGACUUGGUGGCCGAUCGGAGCCUCGCUCUUUGCAAGCAGUGAGGGCUCUGGCCUCUUCAUUGGACUGGCAGGCUCAGGUGCUGCUGGUGGCCUGGCUGUGGCUGGUUUCGAAUGGAAUGCCACCUAUGUGCUUUUGGCGCUUGCAUGGGUGUUUGUACCUAUCUACAUAUCUUCAGAGAUUGUCACCUUGCCUGAGUACAUCCAGAAGCGCUUCGGUGGCCAACGCAUACGCAUGUACCUAUCUGUCCUGUCCCUGCUGCUGUCCGUCUUCACCAAGAUAUCGAUUGACCUGUAUGCAGGAGCCCUGUUUGUUCACAUCUGCCUGGGCUGGAAUUUCUACCUGUCCACCAUCCUCACCCUCGCCAUCACGGCUGUGUACACCAUCGCAGGGGGCCUGGCCACUGUGAUAUACACAGAUGCCCUGCAGACGGUCAUCAUGGUGGUGGGCGCUGUCAUUCUGGCAGUCAAAGCUUUCAACCAGAUCGGUGGUUACGAGCAGCUGGAGGCAGCCUAUGCCCAGGCCGUCCCCUCCAGGACCAUCCCCAACACCACCUGCCACCUGCCACGAGCUGACGCCAUGCACAUGUUCCGGGACCCUUCCACAGGAGACCUCCCGUGGACUGGGAUGACCUUUGGUCUGACCAUCAUGGCCACCUGGUACUGGUGCACUGACCAGGUCAUCGUGCAGCGGUCCCUGUCUGCCCGGAACCUGAACCAUGCCAAGGCGGGCUCCAUCCUAGCCAGUUACCUGAAGAUGCUGCCCAUGGGCCUGAUGAUCAUGCCAGGCAUGAUCAGCCGAGCACUGUUCCCAGAUGAUGUGGGCUGUGUGGUACCAUCUGAGUGUCUGCGGGCCUGUGGGGCUGAGAUUGGCUGCUCCAACAUUGCCUACCCAAAGCUGGUCAUGGAGCUGAUGCCCAUAGUCUGGCAGGGUCACAGUGGGGGCCCUGCUCUGCCCGCAGGUCUCCGAGGGCUGAUGAUAGCCGUGAUGAUGGCUGCACUCAUGUCAUCGCUGACCUCCAUCUUUAACAGCAGCAGCACACUCUUCACCAUGGACAUCUGGAGGCGAUUGCGGCCCGGUGCAGGAGAGCGGGAGCUGCUGCUGGUGGGCCGGCUGGUCAUCGUGGUGCUCAUAGGCGUGAGCGUGGCCUGGAUCCCAGUCCUGCAGGGCUCCAACAGUGGACAGCUCUUCAUCUACAUGCAGUCAGUGACCAGCUCGUUGGCGCCCCCUGUCACCGCCAUCUUCGUCCUGGGCAUCUUCUGGAGGAGGGCCAAUGAGCAGGGGGCCUUUUGGGGCCUAAUGGCCGGGCUGCUGGUGGGUGCCCUGAGGCUGAUCCUGGAAUUCCUGUACCCGGAACCCCCCUGCGGCCAGGCAGACUCAGGGCCAGCCCUCCUACGCAGUGUGCACUACUUGCAUUUUGCCAUCGCCCUUUUCCUCCUCACCUGUGCUGUCAUGGCCGCUGGAAGCCUACUGAGCCCGCCCCCUCCCCAAAGCCAGGUAGAAAAUCUAACCUGGUGGACUCUGGUUCUGGAUCCAUCCUUAGGAACCAAAGCAGGCGAUGACCUGACACCCCAGAAACGCGCGUUCUGGACCCGCGUGUGCAAUUUCAACGCCAUCUUCCUUAUGUGUGUCAACAUCUUCUUCUAUGCCUACUUUGCCUGAUGCUGCCACCCCAGUGGGAAUGUGGGCACUUCAGUCCUCAGGGCUACCCUCCUUCCUAGGCUGGACAUGGAGGCCCAAGGAAACAGAAUGUGUCUACAGCUCUGCAGUAGGUCAGUACCAAGUGUCUGGCUGAGCCAGCAGAACUGGAGCUCUGAAAAUAUAGCAGAGAGACCUUUUAAAAACAACACUAAAGAAGUCAGAUAUGGGGGCUGGAGAGAUGGCUCAGCAGUUAAGAGCAUUGCCUGCUCUUCCAAAGGUCCUGAGUUCAAUUC